AAAGACUGCAAAACAAGGGGUCAAGAGCCAUGCUAUGCCGCCGAAAUGGCCGAGUCCUCCAAGUGCAACGUAUCAUGAUUCCAAUUCCUUAUCUUCGUCUAUCCAACUGCUUAGGGUGCAGCGAGGAACACGCGCAGACACAGCUUGUCAAGAGGGCUGCCGUCGGUUCGGACGAUACAAUGCUCCGAAUGCAGCUUCCCGCUCGUCUGAUGAAAUCUAUCUCCUCUCUUCCCUCCUCAUCGCCCGCCACCUCCGCCACCACUGCCUCUACCUUAAAGGAAAUCGCCGCCAACCGCAAAGGUUUGGCGAAAGUGGUUUUGAAGAAAGGAAAGACACAAAUCUUUCGAGAUGGAAGUCCAAUGGUCUAUAGUGGUGCAGUUGAUAGAAUAAUUGGUAGACCACCUCCUAAAACUGGUGAUAUUGUGCUGGUGGCAGAUGGGUCAGAAAAGCCCAUUGGAUGGGGUUUAUACAACUCAGUUUCAAUGUUUUGUGUUAGGCUUAUGCAGCUAGAAGAAGAUGCAACAAGGGAUCCUUUUUGUGCACUAAACAUGGAAAAACUGCUUGAAACAAGAUUUGAUGCUGCUGUAGAUUUACGUCAAAGUAUGGGACUUCCCUCAGCUGAUACGAAUGUAUAUCGUCUUGUUAAUAGUGAAGGGGAUAGGUUGUCAGGUCUAAUCGUGGAUGUUUUUUGUGAUGUCGCUGUAGUAGCUUCAUCUGCUGCUUGGGUAGAGAAAUAUAAACAAGAAAUUGAAUUUCUUGUUGGUAAAAUUUGUGGUAUAAAUCAUAUAAAGUGGAGACCAUCAAUUGAUCUUUUAAAAGAAGAAGGACUGGAUAUACCAGAGCAAAGAUAUUCUGGUCCAGCUCCAUGCUCUGGAAAAGUGAAGGUAAUGGAGAAUGGAAUUUGUUACUUGAUCUCAUUGGAGGGUCAAAAAACUGGGUUUUAUGCAGAUCAACGUGACAACCGUCACCUUAUCUCGUCAAUCUCAAAAGAUAGAAGAGUUCUUGAUGUUUGUUGUUAUAGUGGAGGUUUUGCUCUGAAUGCAGCACGGGGUGGUGCUAAUGAUGUCAUUGGCAUCGAUUCUUCACUGCCUUCUUUGGAGCUUGCCAAAGAAAAUAUCCUUCUUAACAAUCUGGACCCUGGGAAAAUUUCAUUUCUAAGAGAAGAUGCAACAGACUUUAUGCAAGGGGCUGCAUCCAGAAAUGAAACUUGGGAUUUAGUAAUUUUGGAUCCACCAAAAUUAGCUCCUCGAAGAAAGGUGCUACAUAGUGCAUCUGGUAUGUAUAGAAAUUUAAACGCACUGGCAAUGCAAAUUACAAGCACAGGUGGUCUACUCAUGACAUGUUCAUGUUCAGGAGCUAUGACUCAAAGUGGACUGUUUCUGCGAAUCCUUCAGGGUGCUGCAUCAAUGGCUGGCAGGAAAAUCACAAUUUUACGUCAAGCUGGGGCAGCAUGUGAUCAUCCCAUUGACCCUGCAUACCCAGAAGGUGCAUACCUUACCAAUUUCUUGCUCAGAGUACUCUGAAGAUGCAUUGUGACCAUGAAUAUGCAGAGCAAUUAAUCGAUUUCUUUCCAUUUUACCAUGUAAUGACUAACCGCACGCCUUCACCCUGUGAGUGGAAUCAGCAGGUUAGCUCCUCAGAAGCUUAUAGAAAAUUGCAGUUUAGGUGGUAAGGAAAUUUUGUAUGCACCCUUGGUAAAUUAUGGAUACACUUUUAUUUGUCAGUGUCUUCACAAA
Messenger RNA from Elaeis guineensis (African oil palm), 1736 nucleotides. RefSeq lists its product as uncharacterized. Lineage: Eukaryota; Viridiplantae; Streptophyta; Magnoliopsida; Arecales; Arecaceae. Gene Ontology annotation, molecular function: methyltransferase activity; RNA binding. The record is from RefSeq and is a predicted model, not a curated record.